Penaeus monodon (black tiger shrimp) is the source of this 723-nucleotide messenger RNA. RefSeq lists its product as uncharacterized. Bases 1 to 723 code for a protein of 240 amino acids. NCBI's taxonomy places the organism in Eukaryota, Metazoa, Arthropoda, Malacostraca, Decapoda, Penaeidae. The record is from RefSeq and is a predicted model, not a curated record. The transcript has a single exon.
AUGGCGGAUACCGAUGAUGAUGGAUGCGAUGAUCCAGGCACUCCCCCCAGGGCAGUAAAGAAAAUGAAAUAUUCUCAGAAAUAUUCAUGUAACUGGGAAUCACUUCCAUUAUUCAAGGGUUGGCUGCAACCGAGUUUGAAGAGUAAAAAUAGAGCUUAUUGCAAAGCCUGUGAUUGUGAACUUAAUGCAAAGAAAUCCGAGCUAGAAAAACAUGCAGAUGGACAAAAACACAAAACAAAUGUCAGUAGUGCUGCCAAACAACCUACCCUAUUGUCAAUGUCAUUUGCAAGAGGACAUUCAUCACUGGAUAAAAAGGUGAAAAAGGUGAAAGAAGACCUACCUAUGAGUAUUAUGACACAUUUACUCCUACUAAUAAAAUCUGUAUGUAGUGACUCAGAGAUUGCUAAACAUAUUGCAUGCAGUAGAAGUAAGACUACUGCAAUACUAAAGAAAGUAACUGGUGAAACUAGCAAGGAAGAGCUGAUCAGCAAUCUAAAAACUCAAAAGUUUUCAAUUAUUGUUAAUGAAUCGACCGACAAAGGUUGCACUAAAUACUUGUGCCUACUUGCCCGUCUGAUACAUGGCGGUAAAGCUAAUGAUGUUUUUCUUGGUCUAGUUCCUGUACAGGAAGGAAGUGCUCAAAGUUUGUAUGACAGCGUUGUUAAAGUAUUUGUCGAUAAUGCGAUUCCCAACAAAGAGAACAUGAUAGGUUUUGCAUCAUAG